This is a messenger RNA of Chara braunii, 6703 nucleotides long. The record is from the annotation of a GenBank genome assembly. Lineage: Eukaryota; Viridiplantae; Streptophyta; Charophyceae; Charales; Characeae.
GCUAAGUGAACGUUUGCGCGGGAAUGAACAAAGUUGUAACGGGAAGUGGGAACAAUCCCCCGCCGGAUUAUUUGAACAUUUGGCGGGAAGCUUAAUGUCCGCACUCCCCCUGCUUUUCCCCCUCCCGAUCCCGAUCUCGAUCCCGACCCCGAUCCCAUUCGAUUCUCCUUCUCCAUAGUUUCUCUCCUCUGUAUCACUUCGGAGGAGAAGAAGAAGGCGAAGACGAAGAUGGUGGAUAUGGCGUCCACCAUCUUCGACCAUGCCUCUGUCGAGAUACGAAACCCUCUGUUUCAUCCCUACAUGGCGGGCCUUUCGGCGUUCAGGGGGACGGACAUGGCGGCCCUUUCGUCGUCACCCAGCGUGACGCCGUUCUUCCCGCAGAUGACCACUGCCACGUGUCCACAGGAGGACAGCUAUGCACGUCGGCGCGCCGGUACUCUGUUUGGCGCGCUGCAGCAUUCGCGAGUCCCUCCUCAGCUCCUGAGAUCCAUGCGCGCGCUGGCGUCAGCGGACUCAACGCUUGCGCUGUCGAUUCCGGACAUCAUGUCUUUCGCUGUCUGCGACUCUUUCGGCGGCGAUGGCGACGAGGACGACGAAGGUGGCGGCGGCUAUGGCGCCGGCGUCGGGGAGCUGCUUCCGUGGGAGAAGCAGCGGCACGAGAGCCUGCAGAGGGAGGCGGAGAGGGCAGUGUCGGAGCUCAGGGAGGUGGGAAUGGGAGUUGCGCAUGGGCGUGAUCGUCUGUCAGACCGAGGCGGGCCGGGGUCCCAUCCCCGACAAGAAAAGAAGACGAAGCAGCGAAGUCGGGAUCGGAGCGAUGGCGGCGAAGACGAUGCUGACGCCAUAGCCGAGCUCUUCUGUAGCUCGUCGUUAGAGUCCAAAGCGAACUCAAGGACAAGAGUGAACUCGCGAAGCUCAUGUCGUCAUUUGAUGAGAAGGGACCCCAACCCCAGGUUGGAGACCGCGGACUCGCGAUUGCGAGUGGCUGUCGAGAAUGUGGGCCGGUUGAGGCAGGUCGAGGAUGGGACUCCCACGGGGGGAGCACGUGUCAUUAGCUGCUGGGGGCAGGGCGAGGACACGUGGACAGCAGCAGGAGAAGGAGCAGGAACGACCGCGUUCGGCUCGCCAUCGCCGGCAGCGGGGUCGAGCUGGCUGCCGGGCGACAGGGAUGAUGAAGGGGUGAUGGAGUAUUUGCGGGGGCGGUGUCGGGAUCCGUACGGGGAGGAGGAUAUGGGGGUGGGGGGUGGUCGAUGGGACUAUUUCCCGCGUUUUUUGUCGGGGGAGAGAAGGCUAGAAGUGUAUUCGACGUGCGCGGGCGCGGGCGCGGGCGCGGGCGGGGGCGGGAGGACGGGGAGCAGGAGAACCAGAGGAGGGGGUAUCGUUGGUUGGGAUGGGGAGGUGGGGAGUCGGGACCGCGACCACAAAGAUAUCUGGGUCGAGGCGGCGAAGUUGCCCCCGAUUGAUUACCGCAAUGUCCGCUGCGACUGGGAGACGCGAAUGCGACACGGGCGACGGCAUGAUGCGGAGCGCGAGAGGAGGGAGAGAGGGAUACGAGGAGCAGACAUUGUGGAGAGCCUGGAUAGCAUGCGCAUAGGAGGAGGAGGAGGUGGUGGGGGUGGAGAGGAGGGAGGAGGGAGGCGGAGGUGGUGGGUACCCUUUGGGAGCAUCUUGGCGGUGAAGGGGCAGGAGUACACGGUGGAACUCGCUGAGGAUGACGUGGAGGAGGAGGAAGAAGAAGUAGAUCGAGCUUCUGUAUCCGUUGGAUGGAGAAAGAGGAAGGACACGUGGGUCGAGAGGGAGAGGGGGGGGAAGAGAGAGUGUCUGGUUGGGAUGGGAAUGGGGAGGGAGAGGGGCAGGGGGAGAAGGAGGCGCCAAAGGAGGAGAUCCGCGAUUGGAGAUGGUGUGUUCUUGUGUGAGAGAGGAGUCUCUCAUUUCAAUACAGCUUAUGAACUGUGUAGGAGUCGGUCGCUAAAACCACGGGAGGUCGUCGUGACGGAGAAGGAACUUGUGUGGCAAGGGCUGUGUGCUUUGCUCGGCGUGGCAUCAUCGAUCAAUCAACUUGAAGGAUACGUGAUCCCUUAUUCGUCUUCUUCUUGUUCUUCUUGUUCUUCUUCUUCUUCUCCUUCUCCGUCUUCUUCUUCUUUGUUGAAUCUCGGGAGUUAUUGCCUGCGACUACCUUCGAGUAGUGCUGCCUCGGUUACAAAAGCAGUUAGAGCGCUGAUUGAAGCGGGGAAGUUUCGUAGAACGUUGGAUUCGUUUGUUACGUUUCAUCUGGAUCGCCCAGGUCCACGCAGAAAGGAAGAUAGACCAGCAGCGCAAAGUGGGAAGACCAUGCGGGAUGGGAGAGCGAGAAGAGAUAAGGGGAAGGAGGAGAUGACAUCAACCGAUGUCCCUGUCGCAGUCAAAAGACCAUCUUCCGGAGUGCGUAAAUCGUUGGUCAAUCAAGCAUUUGCCGCGGCUGUGGAGAGUGUGUUGAUGUGGCACACGGCCUCGCUGGACAAAUUGCUUGCUUGUGUUCAAGAGAGACGAAGUCGGGAGGAGCUUGACAAAUUCUACGACAGUGAAUCGGAGGAGGAGGUGGUGGCUAGGGGAGAGAGAGCGAAGAGCAGUGGAGAACAUGCUUCUGGGUCAAAGAACAAAGAUAUCACCCUGACUGAACUAAUGAUCCACACGAGCGACCUGAGGCUCUUGCUAAGACAGCUUGCAGAUAUAUGCCUCUGUGAUAAGGCUGUGAAUGUUGAACUGCCGGCGGACCGGGGUGCGGCAGUGGAGUCUGAAAUUAAUGGAGGGCAGAAAGAGGGACGGGGGAAGAAGGAUGCAGGAACUCGCUCAGGACACUCGCAUGUUGAGGAAGAGAAUGAUAGGGAGAGAGGAGGGGAGACAUCCACCGAGUAUGAGAAGAAAAUGGUGCGGAACGAGAAGCCCAGAGUGGCCAGCCGUACAGCUGCCGCCAUCACUGCAUCUCCUUCUCUAAGAGAGAGUCCGGAUACCCCUCGAUGGGAUCAUUUUCCCAGGGGUGAAGAGCUGCUCGCCUACUUAUAUGAUCGACUGAUGGUGCUCCAGGAUGCAGAUGCUUCAUAUGUCCAGCUGCUUCGUUUCCUGUUCACAAGUGCUUGCAGACCAUAUUUUGAGUUCAUUCGAUCAUGGCUGUAUCGGGCUUCAAUCAUGGACCCCUAUGAGGAGUUCAUUGUGGAGAUUACCCAUGUGCGGAAAGAGAAGCAGGACCAAGUCUCGGAAUCUCGGCGUGCAAGUGACAAGUCCACAGGACUGGAAGUGACUGCGAAGAUACGGGAGGGUGUGGCAAUGCCAUCCUUCCUGAGGCACAUACAGACCCCUUUAUUACGUGCAGGGCACCAGCUGCAAAUCCUGCUUGCUCUGCCAGAGGUGAGAGAUCUCAUGUCGGAGGUCCGAGAACUCAUGUCAGGGUACUCUCCUGGCUAUGGACCUGACUCAUCCAACGUGGACCCAUGGAGUGGCAGAGUUGUAAGUGGAACAGAAACAUGGCGCCUGCUCAGCACGAGUGAUGUAUCAGCUUUCUCCGAGGGUAUGGGAAUGCUGGUUGACGGUGGCAUUGCCGGAGGAGAUACAGGGGUGGCAGGAGGUAUCGGAACUGGUGAUGUCCUUGUAUUCGACCCACAAGCACUCGAUAGAGUCAUGGUGGAUCGUGAGCGGAAGGUGGCCAACAGAAAGAAAGAGCUGCAAAUUAUGCUGGACCGUUUAUCACAGAAGCGACGCCAUGAUGAACAACUCGCAGAAGAUGAGGCAGCCACUUUCCGCAUGGAAGUGGCUGCAAGAGAAGCGGAGCAGGUUCAAAGGGAUUUAGAAAAGCGUGAGGAGGAAUCACAGAGGAAACAGGCAUGGAGGGAGGAGCAACUGCGUGUUAUUGAAGAGCGUGCAAUUAUGGCAAAGGCUGCGAAGGAAGAACGUGUAAUGCGCGAGAGAGAUGAAAUGGAUCGAGAGCGGAAGCGGAUGAAUGAGGAGUUGUUAAAGGCUGCAGCUAUUGCCAUGGAGUUUCACCAAGAGAGAAUGGAUGAGUUAGCGAAAAAAGAAGAUGCAUUGAAGGAGAAGUUCGGACAGAGCAAACGACAAAGAGGAGGACACAUGUCUGAAGAGGUUGAUGCGGUUAGAAGCGCGUCGAUUGCUGAGGGUGGCGACCUGGAUACGUCACUGGACAGCAAGUUGGAAAGGAGGGUUGAGGAGCAGGUCGCAGAAACUGACUCUUCAGCUGCAUCUCCUUCGGAUAAAGGAGACGCGGAUGUGGUGAUAAGAUCACCAGCAGCUCUAUCCUCUGCACCGCGUGAACGGGCAGAAGGGGACUGUCAUUCUGUACACAAUGUAGGUGUUGAUGAGACGAGAGAAACUUCGUGCGUUGAUGAGGGAUUUGCCACACACUUCAACGGCGAGGAUCCGCAGACAGAAACCGGAAAGAACUGUGAUGAUCCAGCAGUCGACGGGGGAAAGAAGUUACCAGAGGCGCCUGCUGAUGGAGAGCACCUUGACAGCAGCAGUAGGCUGCAGGAGCGGCAAGGUGACAAUGAUAGUGAUGAUCUUUCCGAUGAGUUGGGUUGGAAUAACGAAGGACAACGUCUGAUCAUGGAUGGGGAUGAGGCCAUGUUCUUGCCCUGGGCAGGUGGAGUUUCACCUGACUGCUCUCCUCCUGGCCUGCGUCCGGUCUCAACCCCAUCGUCAUCUUCUCCUGCUUCGCUAAAGGCGGGCACUUCUGAGAAUCGCCCUGAAGUCGGCACAGAUGAAAUUGUGAGGCGGUCAAGGAGAGGUGGCAAGGAAGAGGUCGAAGGGUUUGUGAGGGACAGCUUCGGCGACUUCCGGCUCGGGAAAUCGUGGCCAAUCUGGAAUCCAUCAGAAAGCAAACCAGUGGCGAGACCAUACUCUGGGGUUGCUGAGGCUCUGCGGGACUACGAGGACGAGGGAAGAAGAUCCCUGCGAAGGAGUUCUGGGAAAGAAGACCAGGCCGACAAGAAUGGUCAGGCAGAUUGUGCUGAGCUUGAUAAUGAAAAAGGACCAGAUUUCAGAAGGGGCAGGGCAUGGCCAGUUUGGGAAGAUAUCAAACCGUCCCCGGUGUCUACGUCCUACGAUCUUGGUAGGUGGGCGGGUGCAGAAAUGCCAAUCCGUAGUAGGCCGAGCACAGACAUCGAUGAUGGACGUCAGAUGAAAGAGAUCCUGGGAUUUCAGCAGCCUGGAGAGGAAUUAGGAACUCCGGCAACGGAGGGGCGAAAGAGAGAUGGAAGAUGGUCGGUUGCUGGCAAUGCAGCAAGUAAAUGGGGUAUGCCUACGAACCCGUUCAUGGCAGCAGGGGUCAUCAGUGGUGACGAAGGGAGUGAGGUAUUAGAGGGGCCGGCCAUGACCUCUGCUGGAGAGAAUGUGGAUGAGAAUGAGAGCUAUCUCCAUAGUGAUCCCAAUGGUCAGCCAUUGGAGCACGGAGACGGGACUGACAGUGAUGUAGUGGCUAUGGAUGAAGUGAAUCAGGAGGAGGAUGAGUGUGAGUGUGACAUAGACGAAGAUGAGACGAUGCUGAACGAGGUAGAAGAGUUAAGUGACGGGGUGGCAGAGGAUCAUCACGUACCUCCUGUUCCAGAGAAGGAAGAAAUUGCGGAGCCGAGAAGGCAGACGUGCCAAGGUGGGGCCUCAUGGGUCAUGGGCAUGAAGCAUGCUCAGCAUAAAUGGUUUCCUAGUGGUCCAAGUCUGCAUGGCAGAAAUGAUUCUGUCAGAACACAUCGGACAGGCCAAGUCACUGUGACGAAGGAAGAUGUCCCAUUGGAGGUGGUGAUGGAUGUCUGCAUUGUGCAGGAAAUUAUAGCACAAUACCAGUGUGUGAGUGCAGCGUGUGUGACUCUGUUACAGGAAGAGCUGUUCUUGCAAGAGCACUGUAAGGCCCUACGCAGAUAUUUUUUCAUGCAUGCGGGUGAUUGGGCGGACAAUUGGGCUGCAGCACUUCAGAGCCAUGCAUGGGGGAAGAAUGGCGUUAGGCAGGUUGAAGCCCAGAGCCUUCUUGAGGCAGCCCUGCGUGCAUCAUCCUGUGAUGCUGAUACUUAUGCGGAGCGGCUUCGUGUACGGAUCGUUGGCAGGCGUGUGGAAUGUGCUGUUGCUCUGUCAGGAGAUGGGAGUACUUCUGCCUCAGACACAGACUCUGCAUGGUCAAGCUGUGUGUCAAAUACAACAUUGCAGCUGCCUGUUGCAGAUAGCCAUCGACUCGAUGCAUACGACUUCAUUCAACUUCACUACUCUGUUGACUGGCCAGUCAGUCUGGUGUUAACCCCAGCAGUCCUGCUUCGUUACAGCAGAAUAUUUGGAUUCCUUCUGCGAAUGAAGCAUGCGCUGUAUGCCCUGCGAGACAUCACAAGACACCUGCAGGCGCUGGCUCGAGUUCUUGAUCGCAGCACUGAUAGGGGACAUAGGCUCAGGCGGCAACAGCGGUUGCGAAGCUUGCAGCUAUUUCGGUAAUGUCACCUUUGUUAAUAAGCUGCCAACUCGUCCAUUCUUUAUGCCUACCUGUUUUCAGUCAAUUUGACACUGCCCUUAGUGUCCUGCUUUACAAUAGAGCCCUGUUGUGCGUGAAGUCCAUGUGUCGAAGUUUACAAGUGUCUUCUCUCCUACUUUACAAGUGUAUAUAUAGAUCCUGCACUUCCUUCCUACCCUCCUGCUUCUGAGCACCCAUCUUUUGUCUUCCAAAUGAAAUCCAGUUCAAAUU